UGCUGAGGACCUGCUAGAGCAGAGUGUUGCUGUAGGGCUAUGAAUAUUUGAUACCUUUUAAAUAACCUAUAACAGUUGCAUUAGAGGAAGAAUACAGAGAAGAAAAAAGAGAAUAUGAAGGGAAAUCAAAAUAUUCUUUCAUUAAACUAUUCAUUAUCAUAGUUUCAUCGUUAUAUGGGAAAAGCAUAUGCUGCAUAUCAUUACCUGCGUUGAUAUGAUUAUAAGUAAUGCUCUAGCUUACCUAAAGCAUCUGCUUCCCUCUUUGUUACAGAAAUGUUCUUCAUCUAAGGACCUCAAAUCUCUACAUGCAACCAUAUUGAAGAACAAUUAUCACCAUGACUGCUUCAUUAUUAACCAGUUUCUAGCUGCAUGUAGCCGGCUCCAUCAAAUUGACCAUGCCUUCCUUGCAUUCACCCAAAUAGCAGAACCCAAUAUCUUUGUCUACAAUGCAAUGAUUGGAUGUUUCAUAAAUUGUUCUUCAGCAGUUGAUGCCCUCCACCUGUUUGUAGAAAUGCCCAAGUUGAAACACCAACCCACUUGUCAUACCUUCUCACACCUCAUCAAGGCCUGCACACAUAUCCCAGCGAUUGGAUUUGGUGAAGGAGUUCAUGGGCAGGUUAGGAAGAAUGGGUUAGUUUGUCAUUUAAUUCUACAGACCGGGUUGAUUGAUUUCUACUGUAUCGUGCACAGAAUAGAAGAUUCAAGGAAAGUGUUUGAUGAAAUGAUUGUCAAAGAUGCCUUCUCAUGGAACACAAUGAUCGUUGGAUAUACCCUCUUUGGCGAUUUAAAUGCAGCGCGUAAGAUAUUUGAUGAAAUGCCUGAGAGGAAUACAGUGUCAUGGAACGCUAUGAUUGCAGGAUACGCAAGGUCGGGGGAUGUCGAGUCUGCUACGUCUCUCUUCAAUCAGAUGCAUUGUAAGAAUUUGAUAUCAUGGACUUCCAUGAUUUCCUGUUAUUCUCAAAACAGGUUAUUCAUGGAAGCAUUGGAAACAUUCGAUGCGAUGAAAGCUGCAGGAAUGAACCCAGACAAGGUUACAAUGGCAACUGUGAUAUCUGCUUGUGCUCAUCUAGGAGCACUUGAAAUAGGCAGAAGAAUGCAUCGACAGACAGUCCUAAGUGGGUUCGCUAUAGAUGUUUAUAUGGGAUCAGCUUUGAUUGAUAUGUAUGCAAAAUGCGGAAGCUUAGAGAAAUCUUUGGUCAUUUUCUUCAAGCUGGAAAAUAAGAACCUCUUCUGCUGGAAUUCGGCCAUUGAUGGGCUUGCAAUGCACGGACGCCCCAAAGAUGCAUUUUACAUGCUCUCAAAGAUGAUAGAAAAUCGAGAGAAGCCAAAUGGUGUAACCUUUGUCAGUAUUCUCAGUGCUUGUAAUCAUUCUGGGCUCGUGGAAGAAGGGCGUAGAAUGUUUCAUAGAAUGGUUGAGUUUCAUUCAAUUGAACCUGAGAUGGAGCAUUACAGCUGCAUGGUUGAUCUUCUGGCUCGCGCUGGCCUCCUACAAGAGGCACUUGAUUUGACACAGAAGAUGGUAAUUGUUCCAAACUCAGUCAUAUGGGGAGCUCUGUUAAGCGGGUGCAAGAUUCAUGGAAACAUGGAAGUUGGACAGAUCGCCAUGGAAAGGCUUACAGCUUUGGAUCCGAGUAAGAGUAGCAGUUAUAUGCUAUUGGUAGAUAUGUAUGCCAAAGAGAAUAGAUGGACAGAAGUUGCUGCUGUAAGGGGGAAGAUGAAAGAGAUGGGAGUUCAAAAAAUGAGUUCAGGUUGUAGUUGGAUUGAGAUGGAUGGGUUGGUUCACGAGUUUGCUGCAACUGAUACUUCUCACCCUUCAUCUGAAGAAAUAAUUCUCUUAUUGUUUGAAUUAUUUGGUCACAUGAAACAUGCAAGCUUCAUUCCAGAUAUAUUCUGAUGUUUUGUUUUGUUUUUUCCUUUUGCUUAUGAGAAGAUUUAACUCGUGAUCUGUAACUCAUCUUUCAAAGUGAAUGUAUUACUUGUUUCACAUAAAUGAAUCCUAUAAAAUCGUAUGAAGUAGAGAAGAAUUCAAGAACUGAAAGAAAAAGCCUUUAUCUAUCGUUUGUAUUACAGAAAAACAGAAGGCUCAUAAUGAUAGGUUAGAAGGGCAUAUCUCAAUAACAUUCUCUCGCUGAUUUAAAUCAGCUUCAAUAGCAUUUCCUUCAAAAC
This is a messenger RNA of Dendrobium catenatum, 2166 nucleotides long. Its product is annotated as pentatricopeptide repeat-containing protein At1g06143. Bases 188 to 1894 code for a protein of 568 amino acids. Gene Ontology annotation, molecular function: protein binding; RNA binding. The record is from RefSeq and is a predicted model, not a curated record. Gene Ontology annotation, biological process: RNA modification. NCBI's taxonomy places the organism in Eukaryota, Viridiplantae, Streptophyta, Magnoliopsida, Asparagales, Orchidaceae. The transcript has a single exon.